GCGGCGGUGGCGGGGCUGGCGCCAAGGUCGGGCCUCCGGCGUUGGACGUGGCGCUCGCGUUCCCUCAGGCCACGCCGGCGUCCAUCUUCCCGCCCGCUGUGUCGGACUACUACCAGUUUGAUGAUUUGUUGACUGAUGAAGAAAAGGCACUCAGGAAGAAGGUCCGAGCUAUUAUGGAGAAGGAAAUCGCGCCCAUUAUGACUGAAUAUUGGGAGAAGGCAGAAUUCCCAUUUCAUGCCAUUCCAAAACUUGCAACUCUCGGCCUAGCUGGAGGUAUGACAAAGGGGUAUGGGUGCCCAGGACUAUCUCUUACGGCUAUUGCUAUUUCAACAGCAGAAGUUGCAAGGGUUGAUGCAUGCUGCUCCGCAAUUAUUCUAAUGCAUGCUGCUCUUGUAAUUCCCGCGAUUGACCUUUGUGGAUCAGAGGCUCAAAAGCAGAAGUAUUUACCUUCUCUUGCUCAGUUUAAAACUAUUGGUUGUUGGGCAUUGACAGAACCAGAUUAUGGAAGUGAUGCAAGCUCCAUAAGGACUGCAGCGACCAAGGUACCUGGUGGUUGGCAUUUAGAUGGCCAAAAGCGUUGGAUAGGUAACAGCACUAUUGCAGAUAUGCUCAUCAUUUUAGCUAGGAAUACAGAUACAAACCAACUAAAUGGAUUUAUUGUAAAGAAAGGAGCUCCUGGUCUGAAAGCCACAAAAAUUGAAAACAAAAUUGGACUCAGGAUGGUACAAAAUGGAGAUGUAGUUUUAAAUAAAGUAUUUGUCUCUGAUGAAGACAGAUUACCAGGCAUCAACUCAUUUAGGGACAUAAACAAGGUGUUUGCCAUGUCUCGCGUUAUGGUGGCAUGGCAGCCAAUAGGCAUAUCAAUGGGAGUUUUUGACAUGUGCCAUAGGUAUUUGAAAGAAAGGAAGCAAUUUGGAGCUCCACUGGCAGCUUUUCAGCUCAACCAAGAAAAGCUUGUCCGGAUGCUCGGUGACAUUCAGGCCAUGGUUCUCGUUGGCUGGCGACUGUGCAAGCUCUACGAGUCAGGCAAAAUGACAUCAGGCCAUAGUAGUUUAGGCAAGGCAUGGACAUCCAAGAAGGCCAGGGAGGUAGUUUCUCUUGGCCGAGAGCUGUUGGGUGGCAACGGCAUAUUGGCUGAUUUCCUGGUCGCAAAGGCGUUCUGUGAUUUGGAGCCGAUUUUCACGUACGAGGGCACCUAUGACAUAAACAGCCUGGUGACGGGCAGAGAGAUCACUGGGGUGGCUAGCUUCAAGCCUGCUGUGUUAGCGAAAUCACGCCUCUGAAGAUCUUUUCUCGUUUUCCUUUAGUCGAGUUGUUGUGAUUGAGCAGUGGCUGCAACUGUAAUAGGAUUGUUUGUGUGCUUGAAUGCCUAGCUGCAAAAUUCGGCUGAGUGCCCAGUUGGUGUUGUAAACGUUUUGUGCCUGUUGGAUUGCAAUGCAGUGAGUCUGGACUGUAGUCCCAAGAACUCCAAAGCGUGUGGGAAUAAGAGCAGCUAGAUUCAAGCGUGAGU
This is a messenger RNA of Panicum virgatum (switchgrass), 1510 nucleotides long. Its product is annotated as acyl-coenzyme A oxidase 4, peroxisomal-like. Gene Ontology annotation, biological process: fatty acid beta-oxidation. Bases 174 to 1283 code for a protein of 369 amino acids. Gene Ontology annotation, cellular component: peroxisome. The transcript is spliced from 12 exons. Lineage: Eukaryota; Viridiplantae; Streptophyta; Magnoliopsida; Poales; Poaceae. Gene Ontology annotation, molecular function: acyl-CoA dehydrogenase activity; flavin adenine dinucleotide binding. The record is from RefSeq and is a predicted model, not a curated record.